This is a messenger RNA of Centruroides sculpturatus (bark scorpion), 1300 nucleotides long. It is a transcript of the gene c12.1, whose product is annotated as spliceosome-associated protein CWC15 homolog. The transcript has 5 exons. Gene Ontology annotation, molecular function: RNA binding. The coding region runs from base 64 to 717 and encodes 217 amino acids. Gene Ontology annotation, biological process: mRNA cis splicing, via spliceosome. NCBI's taxonomy places the organism in Eukaryota, Metazoa, Arthropoda, Arachnida, Scorpiones, Buthidae. Gene Ontology annotation, cellular component: catalytic step 2 spliceosome. The record is from RefSeq and is a predicted model, not a curated record.
UUAAAUAAUUUUAAGAUAUUUAGUAAAUUUUUAAAUUAUUUAAAGUUCAGUAAAUGAUUGAAAAUGACAACUGCUGCUCGUCCAACAUUUGAACCUGCUAGAGGUGGUGGUGGUCGAGGAGAAAAGGAUUUGAGUGCUCUUUCAAAACAGUAUUCUAGCAGAGAUCUUCCUGGACAUACUAAGUUAAAAUACAGGCAGCCGGGUCAAGGAACUGUCGAUGAAUUGAAAAACAAAGAUUUCCGACGAGAACUUGAGGACAGAGAGAGAGUUGCUAGCCAUGAAAGAGAAGGAAAACGUACAUCAAGAGAUUCAACAAGUAGUAGUAACAAAAAGCCCAGACUUGAACUUCCUCCAACAAAUUUAGAUGCAGAUGAUCCUUUGGAUGAAGAAGAUGAAAGUGAAGAAAGUGAUGAAGAAGAUACUGCAGAGCUAAUGGCCGAACUAAAUAGGAUUAAGAAAGAACGAGCACAAGAAGAAGCAAAAAAAGAAGCAGAAAGAAAACUUCAAGAAGAAAGAAUACGUACAGAAACCAUUCUCAGCGGAAAUCCGCUCUUAAACAGUAAACCCUCGGAGUUCAAAGUAAAAAAACGAUGGGACGACGAUGUGGUGUUUAAGAACUGUGCCAGAGAAGAACCAGAUCGCAAAGACAAACCAUUUAUCAACGACACGCUACGUUCGGAAUUUCAUAAAAAAUUUAUGGAGAAAUACGUGAAGUAAAAAUUUCUACUGCCGUUCAAAAAGAGAACUUAUCAAAAUUUUUUAUAUCGUUUCACUCUCUAUGUUUUGGAAUUUUGUUAUAAAAUUACAAAAUUUCUUUAUUAGACUUUUAAUUGACAAGAGCUAAUAACAGUCGGUGUGCAGUUACCGUAAAAUAAAGCAAUGCUGCAACUUCUAUUGAUAUUAGCACUUUGAGAGAACAUCGGUAUGAAUAUUCUUUGACAUGCUCUACCCUGUGAACACUAAGAGGGUAUGCAUGUAUGUAUUAUUUGACAAUUAUAUUGGAUUAUAUUGAAUAAAUAUCAUAAUAAUUAUAAAAGAUUAUUUUUUUUAAUUGGGAUAUUUUACACAAAACUAUAAAUGCAUUUGUAUUUCCAAUUCACAAAUAUUUGAUCAAAUUAACUUUUAAGGCACAAGUAACCAAGACUUUAGAAAUGACAAGUACUUAUUUAUUUUGUUGAUCCUUUCAAAGUUUUUCAUUUCAAGUGAUCGAGGUUUAUUAUAACAGAAUAUUAGAUAUAAUUACAUUGUUAGCACGUUAGAAAUGGAUUUCUGUAUUUGAAUCUGUUUAAUAAAAUGGGCU